Knipowitschia caucasica is the source of this 1209-nucleotide messenger RNA. Lineage: Eukaryota; Metazoa; Chordata; Actinopteri; Gobiiformes; Gobiidae. The record is from the annotation of a GenBank genome assembly.
AUGAGCCAGGUGUCCGUCAGAGCCCACUCAGAGGCUGGACUGUGUACGGGCUGUGAACACCGACAACAGCAGCUGAAGCGUGAAUUAGCAUCAGCUCCGUUCUGUGUGAGGAAGUUUUCUGUCAUGGACGCAACUAUAGCCAAGGGAGAUCAUGGGGUUCAAAAUCCAGGUGGACAAGGAGACAAACCUGUCAAUUUUCAGGAUUUGGAAAGCAUCCUUCCCAAAGCAGUUAAGAGGCGGGUCCAUGCUUUGAAAAGGCUACAGGUGCAGUGCGCUAAUAUAGAGUCCAAGUUUUAUGAAGAGGUUCAUGAGCUAGAGAGGAAGUACUCUGUUCUGUAUCAACCACUGUUUGACAAGAGACGAGACAUUGUCACAGGCACAGUGGAGCCCACAGAUGAGGAGUGCGAGUGGCAGAGUGACAAAGAUGAGGACGACGAGCUGGCUGAAUGUGUUAAGGAAAAAGCUACUAUUGAAGAUGCAAAGAAAGAAGAAACCACUCCACAGGAAGAACUGAAAGGCAUCCCUGAAUUCUGGCUCACUAUUUUUAGAAGUGUGGACAUGCUCAGUGACCUGUUACAGGAACAUGACGAACCCAUCCUAAAACAUCUGAAAGAUAUUCAAGUGAAGUUUUCAGAGCCUGGACAGCCAAUGAGUUUUACGUUAGAGUUCCACUUUGAGUCAAAUGGUUACUUUAACAAUACAGUUCUAACUAAAGUCUAUAAGAUGAAAUCAGAACCUGAUGAGUCCGACCCAUUCUCUUUUGAGGGCCCAGAGAUUAUAGACUGUGAAGGUUGCCAAAUAGACUGGCACAAAGGGAAAGACGUGACAGUGAAGACUAUUAAGAAAAAGCAGAAGCAUAAAGGUCGUGGCACCGUCCGCACUGUUACCAAACAAGUUCCUAACGACUCCUUCUUCAACUUUUUUAACCCAGCAAAAGCUUCACCAGAUGCAGAGGAUGAGGACUCAGAGUUCGCCCUCGCGUCUUUAGCCUCAGACUUCGAGCUCGGACAUUUCUUCCGCGAGAGAAUUGUCCCGAGAGCAGUGCUGUACUUCACCGGAGAAGCAGACGACAGCUUUGAAGAAGAAGAAAUGGAGGAAGGAGACGAAGAGGAGCAGGAUGACGAGGGUGACGAAGAGGAGGACGACGAUGAUGGAGACUUUGACCCUAAGAAAGAGCAGCCUCCACCCGCCGAAUGCAAGCAGCAGUAA